GCAAGAAGAGAACAAACAAACACAAGAGAUCAAAGAAUCCACCAACAAACAAACAAACAAACACCCCAAUAGAUGAACCACAAAUGACCAAAAGGAAAAAAUGGAACUGCACAUUCUAGAGCACCGGCUGAAAGUAGCCAGUGUAGCUAAGGAGAGGAUACCGUUGUUUACCUACGGCCUGAUCAAACUGGCUUUUCUCUCCUCCAAAACAAGGUGCAAGUUUUUCAGCCUGACAGAGACACCUGAGGACUACACAAUCAUUGUCGAUGAAGAAGGCUUCCUGGAGCUCCCUUCAUCCGAACACCUGAGUGUGGCAGAUGCCACCUGGCUGGCGCUCAACGUGGUGUCCGGCGGGGGCAGCUUUUCCAGCUCCCAGCCCAUUGGAGUGACCAAGAUUGCCAAGUCAGUCAUAGCCCCCCUAGCGGAUCAGAACAUCUCAGUAUUCAUGCUCUCCACCUACCAGACGGACUUCAUCCUGGUGCGCGAGCGGGACUUGCCCUUUGUGAUGCACACGCUGGCCGCGGAGUUCACCAUCCUCAGAGUCGUGAAUGGGGAGACGGUGGCGGCCGACAGCCUCGGGAUAACGAACGGAUUUAUGAAGCCAAAACUGGUUCAGAGGCCCGUGAUUCAUCCCCUUUCCAGUCCAAGUAACAUGUUUUGUGUCACCAGCUUGGAUCCUGACACCCUUCCCUCUGUCGCUACACUCCUUAUGGAUGUCAUGUUUUACUCCAAUGGAGUAAAAGAUUCUGUGGCGGGCAAUGAAGAUUCUGGGCACAUUCGCUUUUUCUCGUUUUCUCUUAUCGAGGGUUACAUUUCUCUGGUGAUGGAUAUACAGACGCAGAAAAGGUUUCCCAACAACUUGCUGUUUACGAGCGCAUCAGGAGAACUCUGGAAGAUGGUUCGGAUCGGAGGGCAGCCCCUCGGCUUCGAUGAAUGUGGAAUCGUUGCUCAGAUUUCUGAGCCCCUGGCUGCUGCCGACAUCCCUGCCUACUACAUCAGUACUUUCAAGUUUGAUCAUGCACUGGUACCAGAAGAAAAUAUAAAUGGUGUUAUCAACGCACUCCAAGUUAGUCAAGCUGAAAAACAUUAGGGCCCCUUCCAAAUGGGACCCAGGUGCAUUUUACAUCAAUAAUAAUAAUAAUUCUUCUCAGUAUUUUCGGGGAGGGGGGGGAGAUAGGUUCGUUUUUGUUUUUUAAACUCCAAAAGCGUGUGGGAGACGGGAUGCGGUGCCACACAGAAAACCACCACCGAGAAGACUGCAAAGAAUUCCUCACCAAUAGCUUUUUAAAAGAAAUAAUUUUUAAUAAAAUAAUUCUUCGGGUGGGAGGGAAGUGGGGGGGAGAAUUGUUGGGAUAAAGGAACUGUGAAGGUUUUUGGAACUUCAACUCCAAAGCAAAAACUGUGCUUUCCGUGUGCGUGUGUGUGUGUGAGAGCGUGUGUGUGACAGAAAUACAUGCUGAGGUUCGAAACUAUAUCAACCACAGUAGAAUGCAAUGGCGAGAGAAAAUAAAUCUGUGAAGGAAAAGAGCCAUUUCCAUUUUGGGGGAGCGUGGAUUGCGUCAACAGAAGAGUCUAGAACCUGACAGAGGUGGGGCCUAGGUCACUGCCUUUGCCAACUGACUCGAUCGUUCAAAGGGUGUUCACCAUCAAGUGUUACGCUCGGUUGAAUUCCUCAAGGGGGUCCGUGCCAUAUUGCUUUCCUUACCAGAACUGACCUCUGUAGAAUGUCAAUGGAAGAGCAAGGCCGAGCGAUCUGUUUUUAACAAGGCAAUGUCACUGCCGAGGCAACAUUAUCCCGACUGAUGAAAUUAUGACAUAACUAAGGGAAAUGUGCCUGUUCAGAACUUAACAGUAAACUCCUCUAUCGUACCUUAGUUUCUUGGGGGAGGGGGGCACGGCACAGCCUUGAUGACAAAAAUGGUACCUACCGGUGACAUAUUCCCUGUGAAAACCCAGUUUGCCCAUGAGGGAAAUCUCUUGCACACACUUCUGUGGAACAGACUGGAAAUGGUGGAGUGGCAAAGCUCUUGCACAGCUCCAGUUUGGUGUAGUGGUUAGGAGCGCAGACUCUAAUCUGGGAGAACCGGGUUUGAUU
Molecule: messenger RNA, 2095 nt
Organism: Gekko japonicus
Lineage: Eukaryota; Metazoa; Chordata; Lepidosauria; Squamata; Gekkonidae
Gene: CASTOR2
Product: GATS protein-like 2
Exons: 9
Coding region: 101-1090 (329 amino acids)
Biological process (GO): cellular response to L-arginine; negative regulation of TORC1 signaling
Cellular component (GO): cytosol
Source: RefSeq, a predicted model, not a curated record